Molecule: messenger RNA, 2019 nt
Organism: Amphibalanus amphitrite
Lineage: Eukaryota; Metazoa; Arthropoda; Thecostraca; Balanomorpha; Balanidae
Product: neuromedin-K receptor-like
Exons: 1
Coding region: 62-1975 (637 amino acids)
Biological process (GO): G protein-coupled receptor signaling pathway
Cellular component (GO): neuron projection; plasma membrane
Molecular function (GO): neuropeptide Y receptor activity; neuropeptide binding
Source: RefSeq, a predicted model, not a curated record
GAGAGCGGUGACACUGCUCGAGUGACUGCAGCUACCACCGAAAAAAAAAAACGAGACGAUCAUGUCUGUCGGGACGGGCCCGCCGUUAGUGGUGGUCACAUUGCUCGCGAUGAUUGCGGGACUAAUGUGUUCAGACACGGCCAGCGCCGCGGUGGCUGAGGACAGCGAGCUAUACAACCGUCUGCGGAACCUGCUGAAGUCGGCCGGUCCGCUGCAGACGGCGCGCACCACCAACACCACGCCGCUGCCGCGAGCCGCGCUCGAGCGCAUGUUCCGCAUGUUCGUCAACGGCACCGUCGGCAACGGCAGCGGCGACGAGCCGCUCGACUUCUCCGACCUGAUCGACAGCCGCGGCGAGGCGAGCCGCACGGGCGUGGUGAUCCUGGCCUACUCGGCCAUCAUCCUGGUGUCGCUGUUCGGCAACCUGCUCGUCUGCCAGGUGGUGGUGCGCAACAAGCGGCUGCACACGGUCACCAACACGUUCAUCGCCAACCUGGCCGUGUCUGACGUGCUGAUGACGUGCCUCAACAUCCCCUUCAACAUCAGCCGCGUGCUGCUGGACGACUGGCCGUUCGGCGGCUUCAUGUGCAGCGUGGUGCCGUACGUGCAGGUGUGCGCCGUCUACGUCAGCGCCUUCACCAUGGUGGCCAUCGCGCUCGACCGCUACCAGGUGAUCGUGAAGCCGCUGAAGCCGCGACUGGGGCCGCGACAGGGUGCCGCCAUCAUCGCCGUCAUCUGGCUUCUGGCGGCCGUUAUCUCGCUGCCGCACGCCGUCUACAACGAGGUGGUGACCGUGUUCACGUUCCGCGCGCUGUCACGCUGCCAGACGCGCUACCCGCGCCCGUCGCGCGACUUCCGCAAGUGGCUGACGCUGCUGACCAGCCUGACGCAGUACUACGUGCCGCUGACCAUCACUGGCGUAGCCUACUCCAUCAUCACGCGCAAGGUGUGGAGCCGCGUGGUGCUUGGAGCCGCCACCGAGGAGCAGAUGGUCUACCAGGCGCGCGCCAAGCGCAAGACCAUCAAGAUGCUGAUGGUGGUCGUGGUUCUCUUCGCCAUCUGCUGGAUGCCGCUCAAUCUCUACCAUCUGAUCGUCGAUUUCAGCCAGAGCACCAGUCCGACGCGGCACAACUCGACGCUGUUCUUCUUCUGCCACUGGCUGGCGAUGUCCAACGUCUGCUACAACCCGUUCAUCUACUGCUGGCUCAACGAACACUUCCGCGCCGGCGCGCUCUCCUGGUUCAAGUGCCUGGCGCGCCGUUCGUCCAAGGUGCAUCCAGCCAUUGAAAUCAACGGCAUCCUGGUGCAGACGUCACGGCGGCGCGGCGGCGACUCGACUCCCAACACCAUGUCGAGCAGCCUGCGCGCCGACUCUGUGCGCCGCCAGGCGCCCGGUCGGCAGCACGAGGUCACCCUCAACGGCUACGUGGAGAUCCGCAGCCGGCGCGUGCUGGCCUCGCUGCUGGCGUCGGGCCGCGUGUCCACCGAGCCGGAGCCGCUGGCCGCCGCGCCCGACUCCCCGGGAGAGCCGCGCGAGAGCGGCUUCCCGCUGCUGCCGCGCCUCUGCGAGCAGGGCAAGGCAGACGCGUACGACGUCAUCUGCCGCAACAUCGAGAUCGUCUACCGCAAGAAGGAAGGAAACGGGACGGUGCGCGGCGGCCGGACCGAGCCGAUUCCCUCCGCCGACCAGUUCAACGUCAGUAUCUUCGCCGGCGGCGAGACGCCUGCCGCUGCGACCGGCGGCGCCGACAGGGAGCCGGAGGACAGCGACAUGGUGCAGCCGGUCUCGGAGCGGGUGUAUCGUGGCCAGCUGACGGGCCUGCUCCGGAAACAGGUGCUCAACGGGGACGGCGGCGGAGGCAGCAGCGGCGGGCGCAGACUCCGUGAGACCAGCUUCGCGCUGGGCGACCCUGGCCGGACGCGGAGGUCGCCCAACCGGCGAAACUCGUCCACGCGCUCCCGACGAUCGGUCUGAGCUGAGUGUCACCUGACCCGUACCGAGACCUGGCCCUUGGUGGC